Molecule: messenger RNA, 1472 nt
Organism: Zychaea mexicana
Lineage: Eukaryota; Fungi; Mucoromycota; Mucoromycetes; Mucorales; Lichtheimiaceae
Product: nucleotide-diphospho-sugar transferase
Exons: 5
Coding region: 100-1227 (375 amino acids)
Biological process (GO): protein N-linked glycosylation; cell wall mannoprotein biosynthetic process
Cellular component (GO): Golgi apparatus; membrane
Molecular function (GO): alpha-1,2-mannosyltransferase activity
Source: RefSeq, a predicted model, not a curated record
CUCGACUUGAGUCUUUGAAACAGUUUCCCUUUCUUUUCCUUUCCUUUCCUUUUGUUGUUAGUAGCCAACAACAACAACAAACAAACAUACACAGUGCCAAUGUUUAUCCCGAGCUUCAACGCACGGCGGUCGACACCAGUCCUGCUAUUCCUAUUCUCCGUGGCGCUUAUAUUAAUAUUAUUAUCCUUUUAUUAUUUCGCUGUCCCGACCGGGUUACUCGAAGUCUGGAAUGACUACCAGGAACCACAACGCCAUUUCAACACGGAUGACCCAGUUAGCGCAUGCUUUGUCAUUUUGGUCCGGAAUAGUGAGCUGGACGGAAUCAAGUCAUCGAUCGAUCAAAUGGAAAAGACAUUCAACCACAAGUACAAUUACCCAUACGUGUUCUUGAAUGACGACGACUUUUCGGCCGAGUUUAUCGAAAAUACCAAAAGCUUGGGCACAGCUGAAAAGUUCUAUGGAAAGCUCGACGAGCAAAUGUGGGGAUACCCAAAGUUCAUCAAUCAAAGCUUUGCAGCUGAGCGACGAAAGGAGAUGGUGGAAACACAGGUUCCGUAUGCAGAUUCUGAGAGUUACAGACACAUGUGCAGAUUUCAAAGCGGAUUCUUCUUUCGACAUCCACUCUUGGACAAGUACGACUAUUAUUGGCGCAUCGAGCCAAACGUUGAUUUUUUAUGUGAUAUCGACUAUGAUGUAUUUAAAUUCAUGCGGAAUAAUGGCAAGAAGUAUGCAUUUACCCUUACAUUUGUGGAAUUCAUGAAAACGAUCCCGAGCCUCUGGGACACUGUACUGAACUUUCGACGUGAACAUCCUGAGAUUGUAAGCCAGUUCCCACCCAAGGAAAAGAGCUUGUGGAAGUUUAUUACGGAUGAUGAUGGCGAGUCAUACAAUUCAUGCCAUUUCUGGACUAAUUUUGAGAUCGCCUCAUUGGAUCUAUGGAGAUCCAGCGAGUACUUGAAAUUUUUUAACUAUCUGGAUGAAUCAGGAGGGUUCUUUUAUGAAAGAUGGGGCGAUGCUCCAGUCCACUCAAUAGCAGCAGCCAUGUUGCUACGAAAAGACGAAUUCCAUUUCUUCCAUGACAUGGGCUACCGUCAUACAGACGUAUUACAUUGUCCUGCCGAUGAGCAAGUACUCCAAAAGUGCUCAUGCAACCAUGACUCUUUUGUUUGGGAUGACUACGAAAAAGGCAGUUGUCUCAAGCAAUACAAUCGUGCAUUAUUGGAUUAGUAGCUGCGGUUUUUCUUGCCAAUUCUCUUUAAAACAGCAUCAUUAUUUUAUUUAUAUGUACACACGUACAUCAACGCAUUUUGUAUCAUCAUCUCCUAUAAAAAUUGUACUAUUUCACCUCACAUCUUAGGCUGAUGUAAUCCUGGUAGUACAAAGCAUGUCCUUCUUCACCGAACGUAGUGGCGUUAGAAUGCAUACAUUUAAAAAUUGCUUUUAUUAAACGUAUAUUAUUAGAUCGCUCCUGG